Dacryopinax primogenitus is the source of this 513-nucleotide messenger RNA. RefSeq lists its product as uncharacterized. Gene Ontology annotation, molecular function: protein C-terminal S-isoprenylcysteine carboxyl O-methyltransferase activity. Lineage: Eukaryota; Fungi; Basidiomycota; Dacrymycetes; Dacrymycetales; Dacrymycetaceae. The record is from RefSeq and is a predicted model, not a curated record. Gene Ontology annotation, cellular component: membrane. Bases 1 to 513 code for a protein of 170 amino acids. The transcript has 2 exons. Gene Ontology annotation, biological process: C-terminal protein methylation.
AUGGCAUUUCAAAUUGGUCGAGUUGGCGUCGCAUUUCUGUCCCCAGACGUUGAGACAAGAAUAUGUCCAUAUCGCCCACCGGUGUGGUUUAUCUUGGCAGGGAUAUUCGGUACUGUCCUCGGAUUGAUCGGCUCCGAGAUGCGUGGAUGGUGCUACAGGACACUUGGAGAAUACUUCACGUUCCGAUUAGCCGUGCAAGAGAAACAACCGUUGAUCAGAACAGGUCCGUACCGAUACCUCAGGCAUCCGGCCUAUUUUGCAGCCUGCAUACAGUAUGUCAGCAUGUAUUUCACCCUCAUUCUUUGCAACCCGAUCUCUAUGUGCUGGGGCCGCGAUUUGGUCUCCUACACUCGCCAGUUGGAAGCUGGACUCAUGCUCCUAUUUUUCUUCGCCCCACUGAUGGCGUUUGUCAAGCGGGUGAACGCAGAAGAGAAGAUGAUGAAGGCGAAGUAUGGAAAGGAGUAUACCGAGUGGGAAAGAAAGACUUGGCGGUUGAUUCCGUUCAUUUACUGA